AUGAUCUUCUUUUUAUUUAUAAUUAUUUAUUUAAAUCUAUUUCUUUUUAAUUCAACAUCUUCCUCACUAUCAAAUACGUUAGUUUUCUCAGCUGGACCAAAUUCAUAUGUUGCAUUCGAUUCAUGGCGUCCAUGUCUUAAUGGUUAUGUUCGUUUUGAUCUACGAACAAAUGCGCAUGACGGCACACUUGCUUACAUAGAUGAUCGUGGAAAAUUUGAUUUUUUUUAUUUAAAAUUAAUCGAAGGUAAACUACGUCUUUUAUUUAAUUUGGGAAGUGAUCGACAAGCGUUAAAUGUUAAUAUGAAUAUCAAUGAUGAUCAAUGGCAUACGAUUUUAAUAAAACGCGAUGGACAAAUAACAACACUUAGUAUCGACAAUGGUUUAGCAUCGAGUUCAACAAUAAGCUAUUCUGAAGAUUUAUAUUUUGGUGGUACAACACAUAAUGAAUAUCAAGCAUCACCAUUUUAUUUUGGAGGUAUUCCAGCAGCAUUGGAACGGCCAAGUAAUGGAAAUCUAUCCUCCUAUGAUGUUUUCAUGCAACCACGAUUUCGUGGUCGAUUGCGUAAUUUAAUCUAUAAAAAUUGUACCAACUCUCGUCUUAUUCAACCAGUUCAUUUACAAAUCUCAGGCGGUGUUUCUCUCAUACAAAAUACUCAAUGUUCAACUCAACCGUGUGGUGUUGGUAUUUGUCUAGUUACUGAUACUAAUUAUAAAUGUUUGUGCGAUGAAACCGAUUAUCAAGGUGAGCAUUGUGAGCACGAGCGUAAACCACAUGAAUUAACAUUUAAUGGUAAAAAUUAUUUAAAAUAUAAUUUCAAUCCAUCAUUAUCAAGUGUAAACGAAAUAAUACAAUUUCAAUUUAAAACAAAUCACUAUAAUGCAUUACUAUUUCAUUUAACUGAACCAAAUCUAUACAUUAAAUUAAAACAGGGCCAAAUCAUCAUGGAAUAUCGUUACAAUAAUCAAUGGUAUGAAUCCUCGACAAAAGAUCUUUUUCUUGUUGAUAAUCAAUGGCAUUAUGUACAAAUAAAACGUAAUCAUGAACAAUUAACAAUGAUGAUCGAUGAAUAUCAUUUACAAUUGGACAGUGAUAUGAACAUAGAAAAAUUAUUUAAUUUAACUGAAGUAUUUAUCGGUGGAAAUAACAAUGAAAAUUUUGAAAAAUUCUAUGGCUGCCUAAAAGAUAUAACAUUUGUUGUCAAUGAUACAUUAACUUAUCCUAUAAGUGAUCAUUUUCUAAAUAAACAAAUCAAUCAAAAUAGUUUACGUUGUUCAUCGUUAUUAAGUCCCAUUGAGUUUCUUAUUUCAUCAUCGUAUAUAUCAUUUGACUUACCGGAAUAUGUGCAACAAAUGACAAACUAUCAAUUAAAUAUAUCAUUUCAUUUUCAAACAUACUCAUCGGACGCUAUUCUAUUAUAUAGUACAAAUAAAUAUAAUGAUGAUUUUCUCGGAUUUGAUUUAAUUGAUGGAUUUUUCUAUUUGACAAUUAAUUUAAAUAAGAAAAAACAACGACAAGAAUUAUUUCAACAACGUCUAAACAAUGGACAAACACAUUUCAUUUUUUUACACAUACAAGGUUAUCAAGGUGGCAUAGAAUUUAAUGUUACAAUGAAUUAUAGACAAAGUAAUAGAAUUACACUUAGAAAUUCACAAUCGAAAAUUCAAUUACAUAAACUGACUAUUGGUGGUAUUAAUCCAAAUAUUCAAUGGUUACCAAAUAACUUUUGGUCUGGUAUAAUGCGUCGUGGAUUAGUCGGUUGUUUUUCAGAUCUUGAAUUGAAUAAUGAAGCAAUUAACUUAACCAAAUAUAUAAACUAUACAAAUAAUAAUAUGGCACCAAAAAGUGGUCCAUGUUUAACGACAUUAUCAUCAAAACGUGAAUGUUCAUGUGAACAUGGUGGUGAAUGUCGAUUAAACAAUGGUGGAAUAUGGUCGUGCGAUUGUUCGAAAACUGGUUAUACUGGUCGACGAUGUGAACAUGCUACCUAUCAUAUAGAUUUAACUAAAAUUAAUACAUUCGAAUUAAAUACAAAUUUACAAUGGAGUGAACAAGUUAAUGAUAUUGCAUUUGGAUUACAGGCUAUGCAUGAUCAUGAAAAUUUCCUAGAACUACGUCCAUGUCGUCAAAUAUUAAUAUGUGACUCAAUAAGUUUUUCAAUUCGCAAUGGAUUAUUAAAUAUAAAUUUUCGUUAUUCCAAUACGACAAUAAAUAUGACAACAGAACAUCCUUUGCUACUUGAUAAUCAAUGGCAUUAUAUUCAAUUGUACCGUGUUGAUACAAAAUUAUUAUUACAUAUUGAUCAUCAUAUAGCUCAACAACGCAUGAAUCUAAUUGAAACCAACCUUUCAGCAUUAUCAACAAUAUGGUUAAUAUUCAAUGGUAAUAAACAAAUACGUAUCGAAGAUUUGCGUAUCUAUGAUCAAUCGAUAAAUUCAAAAUUCUUUUUAAAUAAUCAAUAUGAACAAAUUCAACUAAAACAUCGCACAUGGAAACCUUUAAAUUCUAUAUCAUUUUAUGAACAACGAGAUUCUUAUAUAACAAUAUCAUUAAAUGAUAUAGUUUGUCAAGAAUGUGAAUUAGAUACGCUCUAUUUUGAUUUUCGUACAACAGAAUUAACUGGUCUAAUUCUAUUUGCUAAUAUUCAAACAAGCAGCCCGAAAAUGAGUUAUUCACUGGAUAAUAGACUUGAAAAAGAUGGUCACUAUUUAGUUAUAAAAUUAGUGGAUGGUCAAUUACAUUUAAUUGUUAUUCUUGCAACGUCUAAUGAAAAUGAAGAUGAAAUUCAUCAAAUUCAAACAAAAACACGUUUCAAUGAUGGCCAUUGGCAUCACAUAUCUUUACAUCGCAGUAGCGAUUAUCAUCUAGAAUUAAUGAUUGAUUCAUUUGAAUAUUACCUAUUAACAUCCAUACAUUUUAUUGAUACAAUUUAUUUUGGUCGGCCAUCAUUUUUAUCAUCCGAUAUUCCAGCAAUUAACCAUAUAGCUACAUUGAAAACAUGUUUAGCGUCAUUAACAAUAAAUAGUCGUUCAAUAAAUUUUCAUGAAUACAUUAAAACAAGUUCUCAAAUACGAAAUGAUUGUUUUCUUGAUUCUCAAUGUCCAUUGCGUAAUUGUCAAAAUACGGGUAUUUGCAUUGGCCGUAUGAAAUGUAAUUGUCAACAUACAAGUUUUCAAGGAGAAUUCUGUAUGGAAUUACGAACUGGUUAUUUCUUCAGUGAGUAUACAGCUGGCUUAAUAUUUGAUCAACCAUUUCAAGUCGAUAAUAGAUUAUUGACUUAUAAAAUAUCGUUUGGUGUUGUAACAAAAACGAUUACAGGUGAAAUCAUACGUGUUAGUGAUCAAAUACAAAUCGAAUUACAUCGUGGACAUAUUAGAAUAAAGCUGAUUGCUAAUACAAAUAAUGAUAAUGAAUUUGUAGAAAAUGAUGUGAUGAUUAACGAUGGUUAUUAUCAUCUCGUACAAAUUCAAUAUAAUUCAAGUGGUUGUUUAAAUUUAAAUGUUGAUAAUAAAUCAAUUUUGAAAGAAUUAACAUCUCGAUUAUCAUUUGAUAAACCUUUACUUUUAUUGAUUGGACAAAAUCCAGCUUUUCGACAUGGAUUUCAGGGUCAACUUUACGGUCUUGAAUCUGAUAUCUAUCCAGUAUUUGAUAUGAUUGCUCCAACAUUCCAACGUAUAUCAUAUUCACCAAUACAAAACAAAAUGUUUUCUUCUUCUUCUUCUUCUUCUUCUUCUUCAUUUUCAUCAAUUAUUUAUCCCACAUUACAAAACCAAAAUGAUUUUAUAUCUUCAUUAUGUUCAUCCGAAUCCUAUGAUGCGAUAUGUGUAGUUACAUCCGAUACGAAUGCACGUUCAUUAUCAUAUCCUAAUGUAACACUUCUAACAUUUUUACCAACACAUAAAUUCUCAUCAUCUUCAUCGUCAUCUUUAUAUUCUACUUCAUUGAUAUCGCGGCCUGCCGUAUCCUAUUCAACUACAACAGUCUCCUAUUCAUUUGGUAAUUUUUCAACAUUAACAUCAGCAAAUUUUACAUCUAAUUCAACUCCUUAUAAUAAAAAUCCACCAUUGACUAUUUCUAUUCGAAGUCGUACUACUGAUAGAAUAAGAAAAUUUUUCUCUAGGCCAAAACUUUGGAUAAUCGUAGUUCCUGUUUUAUGUGGAAUUCUGUUCUGUUUACUGUCUGCUCUUUGUGCUUUUAUAAAAUAUCGUCGAAAAGAUGUUGGUGUUUAUGAAGUUGAAGAAGCUCAACGUUUUCGACCAUUAAUUGUUGAAUUAACUCCAUCACCCGGUGAACGCAAUCAAGAUAAUAAUCAUUCAACAGCAACUUCUUUGACGACAUCACUAACACGACACGGAUCAAAAACCGAUAAUGUAAAAUCACAUAAAAAUCGAAAACGAAAAAAAUCUCCAUUAACAGCAGCUGAUGAACAGCGUGAAUUUUAUAUUUGA
Molecule: messenger RNA, 4446 nt
Organism: Rotaria socialis
Lineage: Eukaryota; Metazoa; Rotifera; Eurotatoria; Philodinida; Philodinidae
Source: the annotation of a GenBank genome assembly